Rodentolepis nana is the source of this 981-nucleotide messenger RNA. The record is from the annotation of a GenBank genome assembly. NCBI's taxonomy places the organism in Eukaryota, Metazoa, Platyhelminthes, Cestoda, Cyclophyllidea, Hymenolepididae.
AUGAUUGGAAGUCCUGUAUGUGUUGGUGAAUCAUCAGAAAGAAACCAUGAGACUGAUUCUUCUUCUACUUCAUCAGCAAAUUCUAAAGUUCAGCCACCUUCAAUAACUCUUAAUCACAGUAUUCAAUCCGAUUUCUGCUUCGAACAAGCUCGUCUUAGAGAAACUAAUAAUGCUAAAAAAUUAUUAGAUCUUCCUGCCGAUGAUAACCAAUUCCUUGUUGCCAAAGGCAUCCUUACAAAAAUAUGUCGCAAAAAACCGAAACAGAGAACCUUCUUCUUGUUUAACGAUUCGAUUGUCUAUGCAAAUAUUUCUUUUGGCAAAUUGCUUGCUCAUCCGCACGCGUUUAAAUUGGAAGAAGUUACGAUUACGGAUGUGAUUGAUAGCGGAAUUUAUAGAUACGGCUUCAUUAUCGAAACUCCAAAAAAGUCUUUCACUGUAUACGCCUCGCUUGCAGAAGAGAAGAGAAGGUGGGUGGAAAGUAUUAACCUAUACGCCGAAGCUGCAAGACAAGCUGCUGGGAAAGAUGUCCAAAAAAACUUAUCUCUUCUCACAAAAUCACCGGUCUGGAUUCCUAAUUCUGAAGCGACUCAUUGUAUGGUGUGCAUGGUUACUGAAUUCACUCUCGUUCAGCGUCGACACCACUGCAGAAACUGCGGUAAGGUGGUUUGCAGCAAGUGCUCCCAACAUCGCUGGGUCCUACCCGCCCAGGGUCCCAAUAAACUCCGUGUCUGCAAACACUGCCACGACCUCCUACGAUCCCAACAAGUGAAGAACGAAAAGGCCGCGGAAGCAGCAGCCAAAAAUGACUCCAUUUACACCAGCAACAGACUCGACUUACCUUCUCAAAGGCUACCAGUAUUCGCUCCUCCCAAUUGGCAACAACAGGUCGAAGAGAAGUUAAAUUACGGUGAAGGUGAUUCAGACAGUGAUACGAGCAGUGACUUCGAUGGUCACUUACCUAAUACUCACCUUUCGGGGUAA